Malaclemys terrapin pileata is the source of this 3942-nucleotide messenger RNA. Its product is annotated as zinc finger protein OZF-like. Gene Ontology annotation, biological process: regulation of cytokine production; regulation of immune system process; negative regulation of transcription by RNA polymerase II. Gene Ontology annotation, molecular function: RNA polymerase II cis-regulatory region sequence-specific DNA binding; DNA-binding transcription factor activity, RNA polymerase II-specific. The record is from RefSeq and is a predicted model, not a curated record. The coding region runs from base 211 to 1920 and encodes 569 amino acids. The transcript has 5 exons. Lineage: Eukaryota; Metazoa; Chordata; Testudines; Emydidae.
CACAGGCCGGGGCUGGAGCAGCUGCGGGGGCGGGGCCGGGAGAACAAAGCCCAGAGCCCUGGCAGCUCCUGGGUGCGGGGCAGCUGCUGCUCCCCGGGGUCUGUGCGGGGGGAGCCCGGCAUUAACCCCUCCGUGCCCGGCCGGGGGGGCUUUCUCCAGCUGGGACCCGCCCCCUGGGCAGCCCCGGGCCGGAGCCCCCGCGGCUGCAGAAUGAUGUCCAUGGUUUGGUCCAGUUCAUCCCGUCCUCCCAUGGGACAGGGGAGAGAAAUGGCUGCAGAGGAACCUGUUCAGGGGCCGGUGACCUUCGAGGAGGUAGCUGUGUAUUUCACCAGGGAACAGUGGGCUCUGCUGGACCCGAUUCAGAGAGCUUUCUACAGAGAUGUCAUGCAGGAGAACUAUGAGAAUGUGACCUCGCUGGCAGGGUUUCCUGUUCCCAAACCUGAUGUGAUCUCCCAGCUAGAACGAGGGGCAGAGCCGUGGCUCCUGGAUCUCCAGGGCUCUGAGGAAGGAGAGAUCCUGAGAGCUGCCUGUGCAGCAGGUGCUGGGAUGGUGAGUGAGAAAGAGGAGCAGAAUCCUCAGCAGGAAGAUGCUGAACAAGUGGAAGCACAUGGGGGAUUAUCGCAAGGAUCCCAAGGGAAUGUGUCCAGGCGUCAUGUGCAGGGAAAAGCCUCUGAUUGCCAGCACAGGCCAGAGAGGCAGCAGGGAAACCAGCCAGGUGAGAAACUUGGUAAAUCCAUUAAUUGUCAGGAGACUCACACAGACCUCAAGGAAAUCACAGCCCAGCAGAGAACGCCCACAGGAGAGAGAAAAAACACAUGCACCGAGUGUGGGAAAGACUUCAGUAGCCACUCAGACCUUAUAAAACAUGAGCGAAUCCACACUGGAGAGAGGCCCUAUGGAUGCGGGAUGUGCGGGAAAACCUUCAGCCAGAGCUCCCACCUUGUUCGGCAUCACAGGAUCCACUCAGGGGAGAGACCCCAUGAGUGCGGCAAGUGCGGGAAACACUUCACUCUGAGCUCCGCUCUGAUUAGACACCAGAGGAUCCACACGGGAGAGCGACCCUAUGAGUGCAGUGAGUGCGGGAAAACCUUCACUGACAGCUCUGCCCUUAUUAAUCACCAGAGGACCCACACGGGAGAGCGACCCUAUACAUGUUGUGAGUGCGGGAAACAGUUCACUCGGAGCUCAGGGCUUAUUAUACAUCAGAGGAUCCACACAGGAGAGAGGCCCUAUGAGUGCUGCAAGUGCGGGAAAAGCUUCACUGUCAACUCAGACCUAAUUAAUCAUCAGAGGAUCCACACAGGAGAGAGGCCCCAUGAAUGCUGCGAGUGCGGGAAAAGCUUCACUCAGAGCUCGGCCCUUAUUAGACAUCAGAGGAUCCACACAGGGGAGCGACCGUAUAAAUGUUGUGAGUGCGGGAAAAGCUUCACUGUCAAGUCAGAUCUUAUUGGACAUCAGAGAAUCCACACGGGAAAGAUCCCCUAUAAAUGCUCUGAGUGCGGGAAAACUUUCACGCAGAGCUCAGCCCUUAUUACGCAUCAGAGGAUCCACACAGGAGAGAGACCCUAUGAAUGCCGUGAAUGCGGGAAAAAAUUCACUGUUAAGUCAGACCUUAAUAGACAUCAGAGGGUCCACACGGGAGAGCGCCCCUAUGAGUGCUCUGAGUGCGGGAAACAGUUCAGUCAGAAAUCAAACCUUAGUGCACAUCAGACAAGCCACACAGGAGAGACACCUUAUCAGUGCUGUGAGUGCGGGAAAGGCUUCAGUGUGAGCUCAGCCCUUAUAAUACAUCAGAGAAUUCACACGGGAGAGAGACCCUAUCGAUGCUCAGUGUGCGGGAAAAGUUUCAUCCGCAGCUCACACCUGAAUAGACAUCAGAGUCUCCACUGGAGAGAGAGACAGCAUCAAAACUUUGUGUAGGGCAGAGAAAAGAUCAUUUUUAAAACACAUUUGCUAAUUCCCACACAGUGACCUUUUGGUUUGUUUGCACCGUUUGUGUCACCCUGUUCUCUCAGCUCCCUCAUGUGAGUUGCCCACUUUUGCCUUUUUGCAGGUCGCCUUCUCUGGGGUGAAUCCCAUGGUCCUUUCUACCAACUCCCUUCUCCAGUGAGUCUUGGGAGUGUGUGUCCCUCCUGCCAGGAGUUUCCAUCAGCCCGAGGUGGGGGAAAUAGGGGUGAACGCAAGUAGCUAAACUGAGCUAAAAUUGAUCUGGGCUUUGUCUCCUCCAGGAUUUUCCAGCCUAAUGUAAGUGCACCACUAUAUGUGCAGUGCUGACAUAGCCCAGGCACAGGGGUUGGGAUUACCUAUCACCUUCCCUUUGACCUGUCCUAAUCAACAACAAUUUUCCUGGUCUGGACGAGCCCUGAGCAUCUCAUUUGUACUGUCACUGCACUAUCAGGGCGAUUGUUAGUCACCAAGUUCCCCCUUUUGGCAACAGAUUGUCUCAUCCCCUGUUGUUCUCACGCUAGUCCACGUUGUGCUGGGCAGCAGGUUGUUUUCUUUUUACCACUUUCCUUAUUGAAAAUCUAUUUCAAUAUAACCAAGAGGAGGAGCAGGAGUGGGACAAAUGUAUCAUUUCAGCCUCUGCUACACCAGAAGGAAAUGGGGUGAGUCGGCGGGAUUCCCUCCUUCCCCAUCACCGUCACUAGGCCCGCUCACUCCAGCAGCACUGGUGUCUGUCUGAGCCACAGUGGAGUUUAUCCACCUGUAUUCUACCCUUCCACCUCCCAAACAUCAUAAUAGCAAUUUGAUCCUAAAUCCAACUCGUUAGGGCUGGAGAUGAAGGUGUCCCAGACCUGGAUGGGGAAUUCCAAUGAAUCCCAACUGUGAUCAUUCCCAGUUUAAAUCCCAGUUCCUGUCUAUUGACAGAACCACUUCUGGGCUUUUCCCUGCUGAGCUGGGCUCGUUUGCAGAUGAGAAGGUUGGCAGUUUUUCCCUAUUACAAUGUUGUUUUUUUCAGGGCCAGCUCUAUGUACCAGCAAAACAAGCAGGUGCUUGGGGCGGCACAUUUGCAGGGAGCGGCAUUCCAGCCAUCCUUUUUUUUUUUUUUUUUUUAAACUCACUUCCUCCCUUCUCGCAACACUGCAGAAGCGGAGAACCCACAGGACCCUGGGAGCUGUAGUUCCUUGCCUAGCUCCCUGCCUAUAGAGCCAGCCCUGGAGCAGGGAAAGAACUACAUUUCCCAGCAUUCCCUUGGCAGCUAUCAACAGGAAAGGAAGCGGGAGGGAGUUGAGGUAGCUGAGCCAUGCUGCAGCUUGCUGUGAAUGGAGAGCUGGCUGCUAGAACGGGGUGGCACUGUGAGUGGGGGACAAGUGUGCCCAGCCCAAGGAGUAGAAGGCUUUGCCCCAGAUAUCCCCUUCAGAAGACUUCCCCAGACUGGCUUAAGGAUACUGGUGUGACCUCACCUUGCAGCCUGCAAAGAAGGAAUUGGCUGGACUAAAUGGACAGUGCACCUCUCUAUAUGAAGCCUAGCAAGGGAGGUAUGUGGAUCCCACUAGAAUUUAAAAUGAAAAGUAAGGGAGGGGAGGCUCUGCUAGAGGACUUGGGCAGCUUUAGAUACAGUACCAGGCACAUAGGAGGAUUUCCACUUCCGAGCCAUGGAAGCAGCAAUUGACUUUUUCUUUCCAGAUUUAGCUAAUAUUCAGAAAGGGAAUCUAGCCCUCAAAAUUCAGGAGUGCUCAAGCUCAAUUUGGGCAGCUGUUACUUCAUUUCUCCCAAAUCAAAUAUACUGAUCCACUGUAACUUGCUGUAGAAAAAGUAGGAUAAAAUUGAGCAAGAAAUGUUUCCCAGUGAUUUUUAGGACUGGAAUUGCUAUUUUCAACAGCCAUUACCCUUUUUAGUUUUAUUUGUUUAAAAGGAAGACAGUGAUAUUGCAUUGGCAAAUUCCCCAUAGAAACAAAGAGUGGAACAAAAGAAUAAUAAAGGCACCUCUAAUUUUCCUCA